AUGCUUUUUCGAUCGUUGCUGGACUGUAAUCAAGUCGACUUCAAGAGCGCCGGGAGAACUUCAAGAGCGCCGGGAGAACUUCAAGAGCGCCGGGAGAACUUCAAGAGCGCCGGGAGAACUUCAAGAGCGCCUGGAGAACUUCAAGAGCGCCGGGAGAACUUCAAGAGCGCCGGGAGAACUUCAAGAGCGCCGGGAGAACUUCAAGAGCGCCGGGAGAACUUCAAGAGCGCCGGGAGAACUUCAAGAGCGCCGGGAGAACUUCAAGAGCGCCGGGAGAACUUCAAGAGCGCCGGGAGAACUUCAAGAGCGCCGGGAGAACUUCAAGAGCGCCGGGAGAACUUCAAGAGCGUCGGGAGAACUUCAAGAGCGCCGGGAGAACUUCAAGAGCGUCGGGAGAACUUCAAGAGCGUCGGGAGAACUUCAAGAGCGUCGGGAGAACUUCAAGAGCGUCGGGAGAACUUCAAGAGCGCCGGGAGAUCUUCAAGAGCGCUAGGAGAACUUCAAGAGCGCCAGGAGAACUUCAAGAGCGCCGGGAGAACUUCAAGAGCGCCGGGAGAACUUCAAGAGCGCCGGGAGAACUUCAAGAGCGCCGGGAGAACUUCAAGAGCGCUAGGAGGACGACAAGAGCGCUAG
Procambarus clarkii (red swamp crayfish) is the source of this 633-nucleotide messenger RNA. Lineage: Eukaryota; Metazoa; Arthropoda; Malacostraca; Decapoda; Cambaridae. The record is from RefSeq and is a predicted model, not a curated record.